AUGCAGCAACGGCUAGGCAACAAGGUUCUGCGCCAGCGAUUAAGAGGCCCUGCGCUGGCCGCCUAUUAUCCCAGACGAUCAGCAACCGUUGAGGACGUUCUGAAAGAGUUUAAGAGAUUCGACCUUGAAGGCUUCAAUGAAGAGGAGGAUGACAGGUUAGAAAACGUGGCAUUCGCCAAGUUGAGAGGAAAGGGCGCGCCCAAGAAAAAGAGAACGGCAGCCGAAAGUCGGGCGAACAAGAAACGGAAGUGA
Molecule: messenger RNA, 252 nt
Organism: Cladophialophora yegresii CBS 114405
Lineage: Eukaryota; Fungi; Ascomycota; Eurotiomycetes; Chaetothyriales; Herpotrichiellaceae
Exons: 2
Coding region: 1-252 (83 amino acids)
Cellular component (GO): mitochondrion
Source: RefSeq, a predicted model, not a curated record